ACACUGUUCAAUACAUAUAAAGCUAAAAAAAAAAAAACCAUGCCACUACAGAUAGGAUCGAUGGCAAUUUGCCAAGUAGUACAUUAGCUGUGUGCAAUUUGGGAUCGUACUCACUAAAUCAAACUAACUAUUAUUUAUAUUAUGAUAAGAACGGCAUAUUCAUCUCAUACUCUAAUAAUUUGGUCCCACCUUUUAGCCAAAAGCCUGAUUUCUUUUUCCACUCUUCCAUUAUUUCUUCAACUUUUGGGACCCCAAUGCAUGUGGAGUAACACAAAAUCAAUGCAUGCGAAUUACUCCACUUUAGAAUCAGUAACAUUCUUCCCUUUGAGUUUCUAUAAAUUGGUAUCCAUUCUCUCCUUCUCUCCUCACUCCACCAUCUCGCAAUUAGCUAUACAAUAUUAAGAAUUAUUUACUACUAAAAUAUUCCAAAUGAGAGCUAUGGAAUCCUCAUUAUCUUCCACAAAUUUUGUCACGCUCCUCAUUUUUCUUUGGGCUACUUUCUACCUAGACUCAACCUUGGCGGCCGCCGCCGGAGCCCGGCCAGUAUCUAAAAUCAGUACCGAGUUCAUUAGAACAUCUUGUAGCCAAACAACCUACCCAAAACUCUGCUUUAGUUCUCUUUCAAUUCAUGCCCAAAAGAUCCAAACAAGCCCUCAUCUUCUAGCCGGAACAGCCUUAAACGUGACACUCUCCCAGGCCAAGGCCACGACCACCAUGAUGUCGAGGCUUUCAUUGAGCCACGGACUGAGGCCCAGAGAGGUUUCGGCCAUGAAGGAUUGCGUUGAGGAGCUGAGCGAGACCGUGGACGAGCUCCGGAGGUCCAUUGGUGAGAUGAGUGAGCUCAAAGGCCAUGUUGAUUUUAAACUCAUGAUAAACGACAUUCAAACUUGGGUCAGUGCAGCUUUGACCGAUGAGAACACUUGUUCUGAUGGGUUCCAAGGGAAGAAAAUGAAUGGGAAUUUAAAGACGGUCGUUAGAGGCAGAAUUGUUAAUGUUGCCCAAUUGACUAGCAAUGCUUUGGCUUUGAUCAACAGAUAUGCUUUGAUUCGUGGCUAAAACCUUUUUUUUUUUACUUUUAAAAGAAUUAUUACUAUAUAUUAAGGUUUGGUUAAGUUUGGACCAACUUAAUUAUGAGUAGUUUAAUUGUCUGGCGAGAUCUACUGGCGUGGUCAUUAAGAUCUGUUUUUGUCAUUAGUUGUUUCAGCGUGAGAUUAUGAUUGUAAUUAAUUGAUAUAUUUAUAUAUAUAUAUAUAUAUAUAUGUAGCCCGUAUGGUAUGGUUGAUAUUAGAUGUGUCGGUAAUGGCAUUAUAUUUGUAAAAUAAAUAUUAUGGUACAAUUUAUAUGAGUAUACAUGGUGUAUAAUGUGCACCCCAUUUCUUAA
Messenger RNA from Humulus lupulus (European hop), 1381 nucleotides. RefSeq names its product 21 kDa protein-like. Gene Ontology annotation, molecular function: enzyme inhibitor activity. The record is from RefSeq and is a predicted model, not a curated record. Gene Ontology annotation, biological process: negative regulation of catalytic activity. The transcript has a single exon. NCBI's taxonomy places the organism in Eukaryota, Viridiplantae, Streptophyta, Magnoliopsida, Rosales, Cannabaceae. The coding region runs from base 430 to 1056 and encodes 208 amino acids.